Zootermopsis nevadensis is the source of this 1803-nucleotide messenger RNA. RefSeq names its product aromatic-L-amino-acid decarboxylase-like. The record is from RefSeq and is a predicted model, not a curated record. Gene Ontology annotation, biological process: catecholamine metabolic process; carboxylic acid metabolic process; amino acid metabolic process. Lineage: Eukaryota; Metazoa; Arthropoda; Insecta; Blattodea; Termopsidae. Gene Ontology annotation, molecular function: aromatic-L-amino-acid decarboxylase activity; pyridoxal phosphate binding. Gene Ontology annotation, cellular component: cytoplasm.
GAAAAGGCUGGAAGUUAAGGAGGGUUGGGCGUUGGAAGAAUAAUGUUUAUAUAUAAGGCCUGUCGGAGCUCACUUUCAGCCCUUGUUCGACGCUGAGAAGACGGUUCUUCGUUCGCAAAUCGCAGAGUAACAAGAAGCUACUUCGUUCUUCAGCAAUGGAUGCCACGGAGUUCAGAAAGUUCGGUAAAGCUGCUGUCGACUACCUAGCCGAUUACCUGGAAAAUCUACGGGACAGACCGGUACUGCCUUCAGUGGAGCCCGGCUACCUACAAAACCUUAUCCCGGGGGACGCGCCAGAGCAGCCAGAGAAGUGGCAGGACAUUCUCGUCGACAUUGAACGGGUCAUCAUGCCCGGGGUCACGCACUGGCAUUCGCCACAUUUUCAUGCGUACUAUCCAACUGCAAACUCCUAUCCCGGAAUCGUGGGAGAAAUGCUGAGUGCUGGCAUUGGCUGCAUCGGAUUUAGCUGGAUCACGAGUCCUGCUUGCACUGAGCUUGAGGUGGCCAUGAUGGAUUGGCUGGGAAAGCUCAUACAGCUUCCCCGCGAGUUCCUCAACUGUUCCGAUGGUCCAGGUGGGGGCGUCAUCCAGGGAUCGGCGAGCGAAGCGACACUGGUGGGUUUGCUCGCAGCCAAGGAGCGAUCGGUCAGGAGGAUCCAAAAGCUACAUCCUGACUGGGACGAAGGAACGAUCAAGGCGAAGCUCGUAGCCUACUCUUCAGAUCAAUCCAACUCUUCUGUAGAGAAGGCAGGAUUAUUGGGUUCUAUGCCCAUGCGCCUCUUACCAACAGAUGAAAAAUGCCGGCUGAGGGGAGCAACCCUGGAACAAGCCAUCAAGAGCGACCGGGAGAGGGGCCUUAUCCCUUGCUACGUGGUGGCGACGCUAGGAACUACAGGAACGUGCGCCUUCGACUGUCUGGAAGAGUUGGGUCCGAUCUGCAACAAAGAAGAACUCUGGCUACAUGUCGAUGCCGCGUAUGCAGGGUCUGCGUUUAUCUGUCCUGAGUUCAGACACCUCAUGGCUGGAGUAAAUUAUGCGGAUUCUUACAACUUCAACCCACAUAAGUGGAUGCUCGUAAAUUUUGACUGUUCAGCAAUGUGGGUAAAGGACUCGCAGUACCUUAUUGAGGCGUUUAGUGUGGAUCGAAUUUACCUGAAGCAUCAACAUCAAGGCCGAACGCCAGACUACAGGCACUGGCAGAUUCCACUCGGCCGUCGAUUCCGGUCCAUCAAACUGUGGAUGGUGUUGAGGCUGUACGGGGCAGAGGGCCUUCAACAGCACAUCCGACGACAAGUGGGACUGGCACGUGAGUUCGAGGCCCUCUUGCGGGGAGACAGCCGCUUUGAGAUAGUCACAGAUAUCAGCAUGGGCCUCGUCUGCUUUCGCCUUAAGGGCGCAGACUCUCUGACGAAGAACCUCCACGAGCGUCUAAUGGAGAGUAAGAAGAUCUACAUAAUAGCCGCUACAUUCCGGGACAAGCACAUCCUCCGGUUUGUGGUGUGUAGCCGCAUCACGGAAUCGCGAGACAUCGCCUUCGCAUGGGAGGAGAUCCGUAGUCAGGCUGAGCAAGUCCUGCACAGUGACGCACCGGUCCACUUCCCCAAGACACACAACCACGUUAAAUUUAACGGGCUUCGGAAGAACUGUCCCAACAAUGAGCUCAAAGUCAACGGAAACACAAAUGGGCAAGGAUAAUGCAACGGGCAUUUCAGUGAAGUAGCAUUUUCAGCGGCGGUUGAGGCUAAUCUGGUGAUAAAUUGUACGCAUGGUGUUUAUAAAACAAAGAAAUCGUUUCCUUCUACUA